This is a messenger RNA of Paramecium pentaurelia, 265 nucleotides long. The record is from the annotation of a GenBank genome assembly. NCBI's taxonomy places the organism in Eukaryota, Ciliophora, Oligohymenophorea, Peniculida, Parameciidae.
AUGUAGCAGUUAGAUCAGGAAUAAAACACUAAUUAACAAUAAUAAUAGAAACAAAUACAAAAACCUAUGAACUAAACUAUGCCUUAAAUGCCAGAAAAGCCAGAAUGGCCAGAAAAGCUAGAAAAGCCAGAAUUGCCAGAAGAGCCAGAAGAGCCAGAAUCGCCGAGCCAGAAUCGCCAGAAUCGCCAAGCCUAAAAUGCCAAAACAUCCAGAAGAGCCAAACAUGCCAUAUAUAUUUAUGUGCACAGGAAUGAAUGGAUGUGAU